ACUUGCAGUUCUUUCCCCUGCCGGUAGGCGGCAGUAACACUGUUAAAUCAGGCUAAACGUGAAUAUUGAAGCGGAAAUACGUCGUCGGUCCUUUUUUCCUCCGAGGCCAGCCGUUUUGGUGAAGGGAAAAUGCAGAUCUUCGUGAAAACGUUGACCGGCAAAACCAUCACCCUCGAGGUGGAGCCCAGUGACACCAUUGAGAAUGUCAAAGCCAAGAUUCAAGACAAGGAAGGCAUCCCUCCUGACCAGCAGCGUCUGAUUUUCGCUGGCAAACAGUUGGAAGAUGGACGCACACUGUCCGAUUAUAACAUUCAGAAAGAGUCCACCCUGCACCUGGUGCUGCGUCUGAGAGGAGGGAUCAUCGAGCCUUCCCUCAGGCAGCUGGCGCAGAAGUACAACUGCGAGAAGAUGAUCUGCCGCAAAUGUUACGCACGCCUUCACCCUCGUGCCGUUAACUGCCGCAAGAAGAAGUGUGGCCACACCAACAACCUGCGCCCCAAGAAGAAGCUGAAGUAAACUGUAGCACUAGUGCGCUUGGAAAUUUGGCGGUUGUUUAACAAUAAAAUGUGAAAGGAC
Ictalurus furcatus (blue catfish) is the source of this 576-nucleotide messenger RNA. RefSeq names its product ubiquitin A-52 residue ribosomal protein fusion product 1 (gene uba52). Lineage: Eukaryota; Metazoa; Chordata; Actinopteri; Siluriformes; Ictaluridae. The transcript has 5 exons. Gene Ontology annotation, cellular component: cytoplasm; nucleus; ribosome. The record is from RefSeq and is a predicted model, not a curated record. Gene Ontology annotation, molecular function: structural constituent of ribosome; ubiquitin protein ligase binding; protein tag activity. The coding region runs from base 130 to 516 and encodes 128 amino acids. Gene Ontology annotation, biological process: protein ubiquitination; translation; modification-dependent protein catabolic process.